Vespula pensylvanica (western yellowjacket) is the source of this 3566-nucleotide messenger RNA. RefSeq names its product serine/threonine-protein kinase Pink1, mitochondrial (gene Pink1). The record is from RefSeq and is a predicted model, not a curated record. The coding region runs from base 186 to 2021 and encodes 611 amino acids. Gene Ontology annotation, biological process: protein phosphorylation; regulation of apoptotic process; positive regulation of mitochondrial fission. Lineage: Eukaryota; Metazoa; Arthropoda; Insecta; Hymenoptera; Vespidae. Gene Ontology annotation, molecular function: ATP binding; protein serine/threonine kinase activity. Gene Ontology annotation, cellular component: mitochondrion. The transcript is spliced from 7 exons.
CGACGUAAUAAAGACGUAACGAACGAACCGUGAAAUGUAACGUGACAUUUCGAUGUAUUUUACCGUUAUACGAUAAAAAUCCUUUUAAAACAAUUGUGAUUAUUAUAACGAUUUGAUUUCUUAACGUGAAAGUGUUUUCUUGUGGAUUAGCCCGUUGGGCUUUUUCAGCCCAAGAAACUGGAGAGAUGUCGAUUCGGGCGGCAACUUACCGUUUCCUACAAAAUGGUCGGGUCUUACUACGUACCCUCAGAAAUAAAGAAAAUUUAUAUUCUAACGAUAAUCCGAAGAAUUACCUCAACAAGAUACACGUUGUGCAAGUAGGCAAAUCCCAGGGCCAUCAGCCCCAAGGGAAUAGCACUAAUGUCUCUACAACAGGUAGACAUUUUGGGUUCUUGGGAUCUCAUGCAAGACGUUUAUUUGUUGAUAAUAUCUUAAAAAGAGUCACAAGUAGGCUUGCUGCUGAUUUACGAAAACGUGCAGCUAGACGUCUUGUAUUUGGUGAUUCUGCUCCAUUUUUUGCACUUGUUGGUACAUCAUUAGCAUCAGGAAGUGGAAUAUUAACGAAAGAUGAUGAAUUAGAAGGAGUUUGCUGGGAAAUUCGUGAAGCAAUAUCAAAAUUACAAUGGAACAUGCCCCAAAAUGAUAAAAAUUAUGAUGUAACUAAAACCAAUGAAGAUGGCGUAAGUCUAAAAGAUUUUGAAAUUGGUCCUAUCAUUGCUAAAGGUUGCUCUGCUGCUGUAUAUUCAGCAAGAUCUAAAGAAACUAUGCAUAUUGAAAACAUCAUUCAAUCAGAUACUUAUGGCAAGAAUAAAGAUAUACAUUUAUUUCCUUUGGCAUUAAAAAUGAUGUUCAAUUAUGAUGCAGAAUCCAAUGCAACAACAAUACUUAGAGCUAUGUAUCGUGAAACUAUUCCUGCUAGGAAUCGGCAUAACAACGAAGAAUUAGCAGAAUGGGAACAAAGGAUGGCUGAAAAUAUGUCUGUGUUGCCUCCUCAUCCUAAUAUUGUAGUAAUGUAUUAUGUAUUUACUGAUAGAGUCCCAGCUUUACCUGAGUCAUGGGUAAUAUAUCCUGAUGCUCUACCAGCACGAAUUAAUCCUCAUGGAUCUGGCAGAAAUAUGAGCCUUUUUUUGUUGAUGAAAAGAUAUGAUACUACUUUGAAAGAAUAUUUAUCUACACAUAGUGUGAAUAUACGCGAAUCAAUAUUAUUACUAGCUCAGCUAUUGGAAGGAAUUGCUCAUAUAAAUGCUCAUGGCAUAGCACACAGAGACCUCAAGAGUGAUAAUAUACUACUUGAUUUAUCAGAGGAGACUGAUAAUUGCCCUUCUUUGGUGAUCACCGAUUUUGGCUGUUGUUUAGCUGACAAAACUUACAGUUUAUAUAUGCCUUAUAAUACUGACAACAUUGACAAAGGUGGCAAUAUAGCACUGAUGGCACCAGAGGUCAUAUCAGCAACUCCUGGACCUUUCACAAGUAUAAAUUAUACUAAAGCAGAUCUUUGGACUGCUGGCACUAUAGCUUAUGAAAUUUUUGGUGAAAAGAAUCCAUUCCUUGAAAGUCCUGAUGAAAAGGCUGUACUUAAAAAUUAUACUUAUAAAGAGCAGCAUCUUCCUUCAUUUUCAAAUGAUGUUCCAAACAUUAUUGUUGCUUUGAUAAACAAUAUGCUUUCGAGAAAUUUUUCUAAGAGACAUAAUGCAGAAAUGGCAGCAACAAUAAUGCAAUUGUAUUUAUGGGCACCUAGUUCAUGGUUUAGAACUGAAGGCAAAGUACCUUCUAGUAAUGAAAUCAUGGAGUGGCUAUUGUGUUUGACAACCAAAGUCCUUUGUGAAGGCCGCAAUAGUACACUGUUAUUAAGAAAAACAUUAAAUGAUGAAAAUGAACAAAGUUCCUAUCGGCAAUUGUUAUCAACACGUUCAUGUGGGAGACGCACAAUGCCAGAAUAUCAAUUGAUCGCCAGUUUUCUCGGUAGAGUUACCCUCUCAAAUGUUAGAAAUGCUUUACGAUGGAUACAAAAAAAUGUGUAAUAACUUUAUUGUUUUGAAACAAGUGAUAUAAAGUGAUAACAUUGCUGAAUUAUUUUUAUUACUUAUAAAUUUAUAAAUCGCGAAUAUAUUGCAUAAAAAACUCUGUUUUAUUUAUAUGAUAUAAAACAGUUGUUAGUAAGGUCAAUAUUAAUAUCGGAACAUCAAUUAUGAAAAAUUUCUUAAUCUUCUAUUUUCACUGUUUUGCAAACAUAUUGUUGAUUUUUGUUUUUUUUAAAGUAUAUUUUUGAUACUUCAAAGAAAACAAAAAAAAGUUAAUGUGGCACUAUCACAUAUGUAAAAUAAAAAGCAGCAAUAAAAAUAAUAGAUUUUAAAUUUCUCUAACUUAUAAAUUAUGUAAUGUUAUUACACGUUUAUGAUCUACUUAAGGCUAUCAACUAAAAUGUUUUUAAAUCUUUGUUGAACAUUUUACAUUAAGGCUGUUCAUCAUCUUUCGCUCGAAGUAUAUGUAACUUUAGCGACAGAUAUGAACAAAAUAUGAACUACAAGCGUAAGCAGAAUUUGAUUGAAAAGAUUUUGAAAAUACGUUGAAAUAUGCAGCCAUUCGUUUAGUAAUACUCAAUAUAUUGCAAGUAAUACCGAUCCAGAUCUUACUACAUGGAGGUUGCUACAUCUGGAGAUUUGCAAGCUAUAACUCUAUUUUAAAAUAGACGAUACCGGAGGUAUUUGCCACUUACCGAAAAUUCAGGUCCCAAUGCUAACUGAAGAAAAGUAAGACCUAUGGAUAUCAGGACUGUCAUAAUAAUGGAAGCUUCAAUCACCAUUAUUCAAUACGAUCGGUCGUGCUUUCUAAAUUUCAAACGAUAAAACGAAGUCUACUGUAGAACUUAAUCGCCUCCGUGUGUGUUAAAAUUAUGAUGAUUCUAUUUAAAAAUUCGCGUUUCCAUUUUAUCAAGAAUUCAGACUCCUAACACUGUUUGGAAGAUGGUCCAAUGGAAAUAAGACUAGUUCCAAUGCUUGGGUGUUCUUCCUAUUUUGUCCAUUGCGAAGAAAAGAAGAGGAAAAAAGAAAAUAAGACAGAAAAGGAAAUAAAAUAAAUCAAGAGAAACAAACCCGCCAAAAGGCCCACGCCCAAGAGCCCCACUCUUGGGUCCCACCCGAAAAAACUUCGUGCUUAUUUAUGCAUAAACUUGAAAAAAAUACCUGUUUCUAAUACGAUUUUUUUCAAGUUAAAUAAAGUUUUUUCAAAAAUUCGAGAAAGUGAGGUCCUAGAUUAAACUUUCGUCUUUAAAAUAAGACCUUGUUUAUCAAAAUCAGUCAAGAAUUACGCCUAUUUUCAUGAUUGGCAUAAACCAUCAUAAAACCAGGAGUGAUGAACAGCCUUAAAGCACAUAGAUCUUUUAAUCUUAUCUUUUGCAAUACUUAUCACCAAGUUAUUUCAUUUUUUAUUCAAAUGUACGUAAAUAAAGCAUAUUAUGCUUAACAUAUUUUAAUAUCUUAAGGAAAUAUUGUUGUAAUAUUGAAUUUGACAGUUUUUUAUGCAUUUGUAGAUUCUGCAAAAUUAAAAUGUUGUGAAUUACAAUUCAA